GGGCGGCGGCGGCUGCGGGAGCAGCACCGGGAGCAGCACCGGGAAUUGCAUCGGGAAUUGCAUCGGGAACUGCAGCCAUGCCGGGGCUGCUGCUGGGGGAUGAGGCGCCCAACUUCGAGGCGGACACCACGCAGGGUCGCAUCCGCUUCCACGACUUCCUGGGAGACUCGUGGGGCAUCCUGUUCUCCCACCCGCGGGACUUCACCCCGGUGUGCACCACGGAGCUGGGCCGGGCGGCCAAGCUGGCACCCGAGUUCAGCAAGCGCAACGUGAAGAUGAUCGCGCUCUCCAUCGACAGCGUGCAGGACCACCUCUCCUGGUGCAAGGACAUCAAUGCCUACAACGGGGAGCAGCCUGCAGAGAAGCUGCCCUUCCCCAUCAUCGCUGACAAGAAGCGGGAGCUGGCCGUGCAGCUGGGCAUGCUGGACCCGGACGAGCAGGACAAGGACGGCAUGCCCCUGACGGCCCGUGUGGUGUUCGUUUUUGGCCCUGACAAGAAGCUGAAGCUCUCUAUCCUGUACCCAGCCACCACUGGGAGAAACUUUGACGAGAUCCUGAGAGUGGUGGACUCCCUGCAGCUCACAGCCUACAAGAAGGUCGCUACCCCCGUGGACUGGAAGCCCGGUGACAGCGUCAUGGUGGUGCCCACCUUACCCGACGAGGAGGCCAAGAAGCUCUUCCCCAAAGGGGUCUUCACCAAGGAGCUGCCGUCGGGCAAGAAGUACCUGCGCUACACCCCGCAGCCAGAGUGAGGGCUGGCUGCCUGUCUGUCUGUCUGUCUGUCCGUCCUGCUGGGAUGCCAGAGCCUUCCUGAGCCCAGCUCCCGCCCCUCUGACACCGCACCACCCACGGCCCCGUCCUGGCACUCUGCUGCUGCAUGGCAGCACUGAACCAGCUCAGCACCAGUCCAGAACCAGCCCUCCUGAAUCAGCCCUGAACCAGCCCAGAACCAUCCCUGAACCAGCCCAGAACCAACCCUCCUGAAUCAGCUCAGAACCAGCUCAGAACCAUCCCUGAACCAGCCCAGAACCAGCUCAGAACCAUCCCUGAACCAGCCCAGAACCAACCCUCCUGAACCAACCCUCCUGAAUCAGCCCAGAACCAUCCCUGAAUCAGCGCAGAACCAGCCCUCCUGUCCCUCCAUUUCUAUCCCCCCAAAACCAACCCAUGGGUGUCUCCCUGCCUUGUGCCAGCCCAGAACCAGCCCAGAACCAGCCCUUCUAUCCCUCCAGCCAGAACCAGCCCUCCUGUCCCUCCAGCCCAGAACCAGCCCUCCUGUCCCUCCAGCCCAUCCCUCAGAAGCAACCCCUGGGUGUUUCCCUGCCCCAGCCCAGCCCUGCCUGGUCCCCAGCAGGCACUGCAGGGCUCCUGCUGUGCUGUCCCCACCCCGUUUGGUGCCAGCCCCGAGGUGUGCUGAGGAGGGCUGUCCUGCUGGGCCAGGAGCUCUGGGGGCUCCAAGCUGCUGCGUGCCUUUCAGAGCAGCCAUCUAACCUGUGCUCCACGAGUAGGGGAGGAGCUGCAGAGCUAAAUCUUUCACCUCUUAAUGCUUUCUUUGUCUCUUGCUGGAAGGUGAUGGUUUCCAGGUUUUGUGGGAGAGGGAAUUAAGCAAAUAAACUGACCUUCAGUACUA
Melospiza melodia melodia is the source of this 1630-nucleotide messenger RNA. RefSeq names its product peroxiredoxin 6 (gene PRDX6). The transcript has 6 exons. Gene Ontology annotation, molecular function: peroxiredoxin activity. Gene Ontology annotation, biological process: cellular oxidant detoxification; cell redox homeostasis. The record is from RefSeq and is a predicted model, not a curated record. NCBI's taxonomy places the organism in Eukaryota, Metazoa, Chordata, Aves, Passeriformes, Passerellidae. Gene Ontology annotation, cellular component: cytosol; mitochondrion. Bases 78 to 752 code for a protein of 224 amino acids.